Messenger RNA from Ixodes scapularis (black-legged tick), 2218 nucleotides. Its product is annotated as nucleolar complex protein 4 homolog. The transcript has a single exon. The record is from RefSeq and is a predicted model, not a curated record. Gene Ontology annotation, biological process: ribosome biogenesis. Lineage: Eukaryota; Metazoa; Arthropoda; Arachnida; Ixodida; Ixodidae. Bases 131 to 1633 code for a protein of 500 amino acids. Gene Ontology annotation, cellular component: small-subunit processome; nucleolus; Noc4p-Nop14p complex.
GCUUUAAAGCAAAUAUGGCGGCCUCCAUUUGCGCGUUUGUUCCCAUGUGUUUCUUCGUUUGGCCCGCGUUGAAGCGCUGUUAGACGUCUCGGAAACCGAUCAAGGCACGUACGCGAAUUGAUAAUCGACUAUGACGGUUAGCGAAAUCAAGAAAAACGCGACGCUGUUCGUGGAGGACCGCAAACACUGCAACAAGCUGGUCGACAUCAUAGCCGGGCUCAAGUCGGACGCGGAAGACAUCGUGGUAGCCAGCAUUCAAGCUUGCAACAAAGUGUUUUGCCACGUCCUGAAGACUUCCACUGUCCUGACUGAGGACCAUGCGCAAGUCGCUCCUGAAACGCAAAAAGCCCUGCAAAAAUACAACGCGUGGUUACGCGAGAAGUACGCCGAAUCUCAAAAGCAGAUCCUGCAAAUCCUAGCAGACGACUCGACACACCGUCGCCAUGACAUCGCCGUCCAAGUGCUCAUGAAGUGGAUUGAGCUGGAGACUGUGAAUAAACAGCAGGGCGAACACCACGUGCCCGUCGAGAAACUAGCCAGCCUUAUCGGCGCCCUGUUGUCCCCGAAGCGGGACGGGAAAGGAUGUAUCUCAAAAUUCAACCACUUCCUGGAACUCGCGGACGUGAGAACGUACGCCCUCAAGACACUGGCUCAAGCCUCGAAAGACUGGGACUCGGAUCCCGACGAGCCAGAAAAAGAACAGUACCUCAAGAACCUGUACCACUUACUCCUCGGGUUCAACAUGACUCCACCGGUCACGGCGGACGACGAACCGGUGCCGGUUCUGGGCGGCACCUCCACAAACUUUCUCGUGAACCGGGAGCAAGAUAUUAAACGGAUCUCGAGCGUCUGGAUCGCAUUUCUCAGGCAGAAGCUCCCGAUCAAGCUAUACAAGGAACUCCUCAUCCUCCUGCCAGAAAAGGUGGUCCCCCACCUCCAUAACCCACUCCUGGUGGCCGACUUCUUCAUUGAAUCGUACAACCGCGGCGGCGCGCUGAGCCUAAUGGCACUCAACGGCCUCUUCAUGCUCAUCCACCGCUACCACCUGGACUACCCCUACUUCUACGAGAAGCUCUACAAACUGAUGGUUCCAGAGGUCUUCUACCAGAAGUACCGGGCGAGGUUCUUCUUCCUUACCGACCUCUUCCUCUCCUCGACCCACCUGCCCGCUUACCUGGUGGCUGCAUUUGCCAAGAGGCUCGCCAGAAUGUCCCUCGUUGCCCCGCCAUACGCCCUCCUUUACGUCGUCCCGUUCAUCGGCAACCUCCUGGUCAGGCACCGCAGUCUGGCGACCAUGAUCAACGACUCUGGGGAUGUGGAUGCAUCUACGGAUCCGUACGACGCAGAAGAACCGGACCCCGCCAAGGCGAGGGCGGCGGAGAGCUCCCUCUGGGAGCUGAAGACGCUGCAGAGCCACUGGCACCCGACCAUCGCCAAGAAAGCCAAGUUCAUCAACGACAACUUACCCAAGAUGGAGUGGGACUUCUCAGAACGUCUCGAGGAAGGCUACACGGAGAUGGUGAGGCGUGCCAAGUCGGCCAAGCACAAGGAGGCACCGACCAACUUCCACAAGGUGGAAGGGCUCUUGAAGCAGAAGGAGGAGUUUCUCAGCGAGCUCUGGAGUUUGGAAUGAGCCACAAGGCACAAGUGUACGACGCGGGACUUUUUAUAUUAAAAGGGAAGUUGGAAGUUUUAAGGCUAUUUGUUCUGCGGGUUGUUUUGUGAAACUCACUACCUAACUUGGUGGAACCCAUUUUGAGACCCAUUAACCCUUUGACAGUCGUCGUCGUACCUGUACGGCAGCGAUUACACAUUUUAAAGUGCCAGGCUAAACGUAAAACCGCGUGCACCGGGGGAGGUGUUGCUAUUUGUUAUCUCUAUGGCAAACUGUAGACAUUAUAUUCACGGUGUUUUGCUUUGCUGGGGCCAUUUCUAAUUUUAAAGUUGACACUCCACACAUGUGAUACACACCAGUUGGUCGCUUCGAAAGUUGGCUGGUCUGAAGAGCCGGCCUUACGAUGCAGACCCUUACGCUUAUAAUUGAACUGAGAGGAUGAGAGCUUACCCUUUCUUUAUACAUUUCCUUUGAGAACAAAACCCAACCACUGGGCAGCAUAUUUCGGGCAAAAAACUCUACCGUCAAAGGGUUAAUGAUUAAUGGAUGAAGUGUGUGUUGGUGUAGAUCAUAUUGAACAAAGAAUAAACAUGUAAAACGAAG